AUGGUAAAAGGGACGACACCACCAUUGUCGCCCUCGAUUGCCGCUGCGAAGUCAUCACGCGUGGAAAGCUGGAUUCAACAGCUCUCUGCGUCUUCUCCUACUCACGCCGAUGCUCUUUCCCCGCCCGCAACACCUGAGAACCGUUCGUCGCUAAAGCGGAAGCCCGAGCCCUCCCCGCCCUGUACCUAUGCAAUGUCAGCACGCAAUACCAGCCCUAAGCGACCCAGGCGCGAUACCGAGAUAGAAGUUCUGCCUGCCCACAGCGCAUCUGCAGUCGGGGCGGCUUCGAGCUCAAGCGCGCUCAUGCUCAAUGAGACGAAUACCUUCAGCCCACCAGGCAGCCAAACAAGCAUCAAAAGCUCUCGCCGAGCAAAUAGCCCCUCCCGGGAUAACAUCACCGUAUUAGCUUCUGCAUCUCCUCCGACAAUAACAGAACCGAGCUCCGGGCUGAAGACACCGCCACCGCAGAGGGUUAGGAAUGUCAUAGAGCAGCUGGAGGACGGGCUGGGCAGAGGCUGGAUACCUGGUCAAUUACGGAAGUCAAUUGAAGAAGAUGCAGACUUUGGAUACCAAAGGAUUGAGUCUCAUGCAUGGGAUGACCGCACGACGCCCUGCCUCUCAGAUAAGGACAUUGAUAGCAAGGAGCUUGAAGCACUAGCAUAUGUGCUACGGAAAAUAAAGGAGAUCUGGUUAAACGCGCGCAUGUGUCAAGCGAGGGGCCGUGAUGAAAACGCAUGGUGUAUGGAUGUAAUCCAGCCGCUGAUAAAGCUUGCCAUGAGGCUAGAAGGAGAUGAUAAAUUCUGGCUUCAGAGUGUACAGUCGCAGGCUAUCGCUACUGAGUUUCUCUCCUCGGUGACUGAUACUUCUGGCAAACCUCGUAUACUUGACCGCAAAGCCGACUUUACACUCUCCUUCUCCCACAUGCCAUCACCAGGCUUCGAGGACUUGUAUACCCGCUUAAGAAAUGUAAGGAAUCCCGUCGUAAGCCACAUGGCGGACGCUUUUACAAAGACAACGGCCCUUUUCUCAUGUGUUGAGGUUAAGCCUGCCAGCGGCGACCACACAGAAGCAGAGUAUCAACUCAGCAUAUGGAUGGCAGCUAGCUUACGAAAGAAAAUGCAACUUGCACGGCGUGUAGGACUAAUUGGCAAAGACAAUUUAGUAGAGCCAUGUUUCGCUAUCGUGGGACAUGACACGCAUGUUUACUUUGCACACGUUGUGUUGGAAGACAGGGACACGGUGCGUAUUUUGGGGCCCGAGACUGGCUCCUUAGGUCUCUGUGAGACGAGAAGUGUGAGUGGCAUCUUUCGGGCGCUGAGACUUUGGCAAAACGUGAUCCGGUAUGGGAGGGAUGAAGGGAGCAAUGGGUUUUGGGGUAGCUUCAUGGGAAUAGUAUUGCAAAAGCUCGCUGGAGACGCCGACGAAGGAUACGGUGCUCCUCCCGCUUCUGCCGUGUAG
Exserohilum turcica Et28A is the source of this 1458-nucleotide messenger RNA. RefSeq lists its product as uncharacterized. Bases 1 to 1458 code for a protein of 485 amino acids. The transcript is spliced from 2 exons. The record is from RefSeq and is a predicted model, not a curated record. Lineage: Eukaryota; Fungi; Ascomycota; Dothideomycetes; Pleosporales; Pleosporaceae.